GAUACGUUAACCAAGCUGUUCUUGCCCUCCUCGUUCAUCGCGAUGAAACGCAUGAUCCAAGUGAAAUGGAAUAGUAUAUGCAUGUCACGUCUAAAUACAUACCACCCCAUUAACUUACAUGAAUCCUUCCUCAGACCCACCUCCAAGCCCGCCUCGCCAAUAUAAAGUGCCCGCGCACGCUCGUCCUCCUCAUCAUUCACUGCCAUCAAAACCAGCUCAAGCUGUCAAGCUCAUUCUCAUCAACUCCUCCUCCCAAAAAAACAAAGACCAAACCAUGAAGCUCCUCUUCGCGUUGCUGCUCUGCUGUCUUAUCCUGACCUCCAUCUUCAUGGAGCCUGCCCUCGCCAAGCCAGGGUUCUGCGAGAGCAAGUGCAGGGCGAGGUGUGCAAAGGCGAAGAAACAGGUGAGGUGUGAGAAGUACUGCAACAUCUGCUGUGCCGAGUGCAAGUGCGUGCCCUCCGGCACUUACGGCAACAAGCACCAGUGCCCUUGUUACCAAAAAAUGAGGAACUCCAAGGGCCAGCCCAAAUGCCCUUGAGACUUGGUAAUUCUUAAGGACAGCUCCUCUUGUCCUCUUCUGUACAAGACACCUUAGCCAGCCAGCUACCCAGUAAUAUUAUGUGCGACUCUCUGAGAUGUUGCUCAAUAAUAACAAGAACAAUAAGGACCAUGUACUGUCCUUGGUCAUUCUACUACGCUGUUGUUGUCACCUCUGUGACUGAGCAUUUGUGAAAGUUUAAUAGCAGUUUAAUU
This is a messenger RNA of Syzygium oleosum, 753 nucleotides long. RefSeq names its product snakin-1-like. The record is from RefSeq and is a predicted model, not a curated record. The transcript has 2 exons. Bases 119 to 538 code for a protein of 139 amino acids. NCBI's taxonomy places the organism in Eukaryota, Viridiplantae, Streptophyta, Magnoliopsida, Myrtales, Myrtaceae.